This is a messenger RNA of Salvia miltiorrhiza (redroot sage), 1113 nucleotides long. Its product is annotated as putative late blight resistance protein homolog R1A-3. The record is from RefSeq and is a predicted model, not a curated record. Bases 1 to 1113 code for a protein of 370 amino acids. Gene Ontology annotation, biological process: defense response to other organism. NCBI's taxonomy places the organism in Eukaryota, Viridiplantae, Streptophyta, Magnoliopsida, Lamiales, Lamiaceae. Gene Ontology annotation, molecular function: ADP binding. The transcript has a single exon.
AUGGCUUACAAUCUUCAAUCCCUCAUCACCAUCCUCGAACGAAUUCUGGAUCCCCAACAAACACGCUGGAUUCUUGAACCUGAGAAACCACAACUCCAAUCCCUCCUCGAAAAAGCUUCUUACCUGCAGCAGCAGAUUCUCCAAAAAACUCCACUACUCACCAAAAUACCAAGCUUGGAGUUCCAAAUCAGAGACGUAGCAAAUGAAGCAGAAGAUAUCGUUGAAUCUCACAUGGUUGAACGACUGCUUUCGAUGCCUGAAGAAGAAGAAGAAGAAGAAAACACGACACCAGAUGUGCAGCUAGUGACGCAACAACUUGAUUCUUUAACCCAACAAGUUGCGGAGCUCGUGGAGUUGGAGAGAAACAAGAAGCCGAGUGGCAGCUCAGUGAGUGGUGCUUCUUUCUCGAGCAUCGUGGUGGGAGUUGAUGAAGAUCCGAAGCAUUUGAAGGAUCGGCUGAUCGGGAUGCAGAGCAAGCUGGAGAUCCUGCCCAUCGUGGGUAUGGGUGGUAUAGGUAAAACCACUCUUGCUCGAAAACUUUAUCAAGAUCCACUCAUUCUUGACCACUUUAGCUAUCUUGCUUGGACCGCAAUUUCACAAGAUUACAAUAUGAGGUCAAUUCUAUUAAGCCUUCUUCGUUGCAUAACUGGAUCAGACUAUGAACAUGAGGGAGAUGGUGAGUUAAAAGAUAUCUUGUAUAGGAGCUUGUAUGGUAGAAGAUACAUGAUUGUAUUAGAUGAUAUUUGGAGCACCACAUUUUGGGAUGAGAUAAGGAUGUACUUCCCGGACAACAAUAACGGGAGUCGGAUUGUGAUCACCACUAGGGAAUCGGAUGUCGCCAAAUAUGCAGACUCCAACGAGUCUCAAAGUUGGGAUCUUCUUAGCCAAAUUGUGUUUGGAGAAGAGGAUUGCCCUCAUGAGUUACAAGGGAUAGGGAAGAAGAUUUCGAGUGAUUGCGGUGGGCUUCCUCUGGCUAUCAAUGUGAUUGGAGGGCUGUUGUCAAAGGUGGAAAGAUUGAAAGAUGUUUGGGAGAAUAUUGGGAACGACGUAAGAGCUGCAAUUGCUGAAUCAGACAAGCAGUUCUCCAAUAUACUAUCAGGCCUUAAGUUAUAA